Molecule: messenger RNA, 2469 nt
Organism: Rosa rugosa (rugosa rose)
Lineage: Eukaryota; Viridiplantae; Streptophyta; Magnoliopsida; Rosales; Rosaceae
Product: MDIS1-interacting receptor like kinase 2-like
Exons: 2
Coding region: 58-2145 (695 amino acids)
Biological process (GO): protein phosphorylation
Molecular function (GO): protein kinase activity; protein binding; ATP binding
Source: RefSeq, a predicted model, not a curated record
UUGACCAACCUUACCACUCUCUAUCUCCAUACAAAUAAUCUUUCUGGCACUAUUCCCAUGGAGAUAGGAAAUAUCCCAACGUUGAUAGCAUUGGAAUUGGGUAUAAACCAAUUUUCGGGUUAUUUGCCACAUAACAUUUGCCGAACUGGAUCACUCACACACUUUACAGCUUCCUCCAAUCAUCUAAGUGGUCCAAUCCCCAAAUUCUUGAAAACUUGCACGAGCUUAUUCAGAGUCCGUCUUGAAGGGAACCAAUUGACAGGCAAUAUAUCUGAAGUCUUUGGCGUUUAUCCAAGUCUCAAUUUUAUAGAUUUGAGCAACAAUCAACUUUAUGGUGAAAUCUCACCAAAUUGGGGAUUGUGCCUAAAUUUAACAACCCUACGAAUAGCUGCAAACAAACUUACUGGUUUUAUACCAGCUGAGAUUGGAAACGCAACCCAAAUUCAUGAGCUGGAUCUUUCUUCAAAUAGUUUAGUCGGGACAAUUCCAAAGGAGUUUGGGGGAUUAACUUCAAUGGUGAAGCUGAUGUUGGACGGCAAUCAACUUUCAGGUCGUAUUCCUUUAGAGUUUAAAUCAUUGACUGAUCUAGAAUAUCUUGAUCUAUCAGCAAACAAAUUCAAUGAUUCAAUUCCAAGUUUUGUAGGUGACUUUCACAAGUUAUAUUACUUGAAUUUGAGCAACAACAAGUUCGGUCAAGUAAUUCCAUUUCAAUUGGGGAAGUUAAUUCAGUUGUCCCAACUAGAUUUGAGUUUUAACGCAGUUGAAGGUCAGAUACCAUCAGAUAUUAGUAAUAUGCAGAGUCUGGAGAUACUUAAUAUAUCCCACAACAAUCUCUCUGGUUUCAUUCCAACAAGUUUUGAAGACAUGCACGGGUUGUCGUAUGUAGACAUAUCCUACAAUUACUUGGAAGGUCCACUUCCCAACAACAAAGCAUUUCAAGCUGCUACUCGGGAAGCAUUGCGAGGGAACAAGGGCUUGUGUGGCAACACACGAUUUUUGCAACCCUGCAAUAAACAAAGCCCAAAAAAGGACCAUAAACUCGUAUUUCUAAUAAUGUUCCUUAUUCUUGGAGCACUUGCACUUCUAGCCUUCAUAUUUGCAUUGGUAGUGAAAAGGAAAAAGAAGCAUCAGCAUGGAGAAAAAACCAACAUGAGUGAAGAAUUUUCUUAUUCAAUAUUAAAGUUGGAUGGAAAAACGAUGUUUGAGGAAAUCGUAAGGGCAACAGAAGAUUUUGAUCCCAUGUAUUGCAUAGGGCAGGGAGAACAGGGAAGUGUCUUCAAAGCAACUUUGUCAUCCACUUACACAGUGGCUGUGAAGAAACUCCAUUUGCCAUGCGAUGAUGACAAGAAUCUUCAGAAGACAUUCUUGAAUGAAAUUAGGGCACUAACUGAGAUGCGUCACCGAAAUAUUGUGAAGCUUUAUGGUUUCUGUUCACAUAUGCUACACUCAUUUUUGGUGUAUGAUUAUCUGGAAAAGGGUAGUUUGGCCACAAUGUUGAGCAAAGAUGAGGAAGCUAAAGAACUGGGGUGGAGUAAAAGGGUGAAUAUAGUUAAAGGUGUAGCUCAUGCCUUGUGUUACAUGCAUCACGAUUGUUUGCCACCAAUUGUGCACCGGGACAUAUCGAGCAAGAACAUUUUGCUGGAUGAUGAAUAUGAGGCCUGUGUCUCAGACUUUGGCACUGCUAAGUUCUUAAACCCAGACUCAACUAAUUGGACUGCCCUUGCAGGCACAUAUGGAUAUAUUGCACCAGAGCUUGCUUAUACGAUGGAAGUGAAUGAGAAGUGUGAUGUUUAUAGCUUUGGAGUGGUGACAUUGGAGACAGUUAUGGGAAGACAUCCGGGAGAUCUUCUCUCAUCUCUUUUUUCGGGGGCGUGUUCAUCAUCGUCAACUGCAUUACCAGCCCAUCAAAUGCCAGUUUUGGAUGUUUUGGACCAACGCAUUUCCCCUCCUGCAGGUGAAGUUGCAGGAGAAGUUGUCUCUGUUGUGAAGGUAGCAUUUGCGUGCCUGAAUUCCAGUCCUCAAUCUCGUCCAACAAUGAAGCAAGUUUCUCAACACCUCUCAACUAAAAGACUGCAUUUGUCGGGUCCAAUAGCUAUGAUAACAUGCGGUGAAUUGCUUGCUUCUAAUGGUUUUACUGCCUCAUGAAUUUUGAAUCAACAAUGUUCUUCUGUAUCCACCAACAUUUCUGUUCCUCGCCUUUUUUCGGCACAAUCCAAUUCUUGCUCUCUCUCCUUUCACUUUUCUACAUCCUCAGAUUCCUUCUCCCUCAUCUCCGGCUCUCUCCACGGCGCCGUCACCUCCACCAUCACUCAAGUCGCUGUCACCGCCGUCACCAUCGCCUCCAGUAAAGUUGAUUUCGUGUGGCCCAAACUCGAAAGACAGCCAGUUUGGGCUGUGAUCCAAAGGUUUGCCGCCAUUUUCAUUUUCUGAUUCAACACAUAGAAUUGAAUUUGAUGAUCUGGCACUAAA